Acanthochromis polyacanthus (spiny chromis) is the source of this 3385-nucleotide messenger RNA. RefSeq names its product reticulon 4 receptor-like 2b (gene rtn4rl2b). Gene Ontology annotation, molecular function: protein binding. The transcript has 4 exons. Lineage: Eukaryota; Metazoa; Chordata; Actinopteri; Pomacentridae. The record is from RefSeq and is a predicted model, not a curated record. Gene Ontology annotation, cellular component: plasma membrane. Bases 130 to 1512 code for a protein of 460 amino acids.
CCGGGACUCCAGAACGUCACUGCUUGAAGCAGCAGCGACUCGGUCACCAGAGCUGAACCUCAGCAGAGAUAGCAGCAAGCAGGCACUUCCACGCCGCGCAGGCUAACUCGCUUUCGGCUUUGGUUCGAGAUGGAGACUCGUCGGUCCGUGAGGGGCUCCAGCGCCCACAACUUUAAGAGUGGACUAUCCUUCUGGCUGAUUCUGUGGCUGGUGGUGAUGAAGCCUGGCGGGGUGGCUCCAUGCCCAAAGCUGUGUGUGUGUUACCCUACGCCCAUGACGGUCAGCUGCCAGUCCCAGAACCUCACCAUAGUCCCGGCCGGUGUGCCCUAUGACUCACAACGUGUUUUCCUGCAGAACAACCGCAUCACAGAGCUUCGCGCAGAUUCUUUUGGCUUCGAGACACAGGUGCUUUGGCUAUAUGGCAACAACAUUACAUGGAUUGAGGCUGGAGCCUUCAGUAACCUUAGGGUGCUGGAAGAGCUUGAUCUGGGUGACAACCCCUCGCUGCGGCGCCUGGAAGGUGGUGCCUUCAGGGGCUUGGAGAAGCUGCAGAGCCUGCACAUGCAUCGCUGCAAGCUGGCUACUCUCCCCCAUGACCUCUUCCACAAGCUGUACAGCCUGCAGUUUCUCUACCUGCAGGAAAAUCAACUGCAUUUCCUGCAGGAUGACCUGUUUUCAGAUCUGGUCAACCUCACACAUCUCUUCCUGCAUGGAAACCGUAUCCGUGCCCUCUCUGAGAAUGUGUUCAGAGGCCUGGUCAACUUGGACCGCCUCCUUCUCCAUGACAACCGCAUCAGGCAGGUCAACCGACGGGCCUUUCGUGACCUUGGCCGCCUGACCAUCCUUUAUCUGUUCAACAACUCCCUAGCUGAGCUGCCAGGCCAGGCCAUGAAAGAUGCCCAGGGCAUCCAGUUUCUCCGCCUGAAUGGUAACCCCUGGUCCUGCGGCUGUGAGGCCCUUCCCCUCUGGGAAUGGUUCCGCAAAGCUCGCAUCUCCUCUUCUGAGCUCAUGUGCUCCUCCCCAUCCCAGCGCCGUGGCCAGGACCUCAGAUUCCUCCGGGAACUGGACUUCGCUCUUUGCCCUCUGCCUGACCCUGGAUCCCUGGCUGGAACCACCACAACCACCUUUAGCACUAAAACCCGCUGGUGGUUCUCCAAGCAUAAGCCUGCAUCUUCCUCCAAAGCCUCAUACCAGAAAAGCUCAGAGACAGUGAAGGCCUUCCCCUUCCCUCCCGUCAAGCCUCAGUACAUCCCCAAAGCCCCCGUUGAAACCAUCCCCGCUAAGUACGAAUUGUCAGCAGAUGAGGCAGCACUGCCCAAGCUCGACCCAGAAGAGUAUUGGGCCAACUAUGGCAAUGAAGACUCCUCGAUCCGGUGCUUUGAGCUGGAGUGUCCUCCAAACUAUGACAACCCAGCCUUCCCCUCAUCCUCCUCCAUUACCAUCACCCCUUCCCUGCUCCACCUCCUUUCCUUCUCCAUAGUCACGGUCUCCCUCCACUUUCUUUUUAGUUGAACUUCUUUCUCUCCACCUCCCCUAUUUUUCCUCUAAUUUCUCCCCCUGCUCUUUCCACCUACAACAACAACCUGGACCUUAAUUCCUUUCAGUUGCCUCCUCGACAAGCAGGAGGUGCUAUACUGAUGCAGAAGACAGGUGAGGCAGGAGGGAGCUGUUGGUCAGUUAAGCUGAUGUAGAGCAGGACAACAUUUUAAUGCUGAAAUGUCUGCUGGGUGGUACAGGCUUCUAAAAAAGCAGGGAUCACAUCAUGGAAACUGACACUGAUAGUGGCAGUGUGAAGGCAGAAACCUACCAUGUUAGCCGGUGGGGUUUCCAGGUGAUUUUUUCAGUAUCACAGCUGUGAACAACGCAGGCGUUGUAACUCGGCUACAGCUAUUUUCUAUACCAACUCGUGCUCACCAUCCAAUCACCACUGACAUGGUCCUGCUAUAAUUUAUUCAUCAUCAUGAAUAAAGCUGGUGAUCUAUGGAGGGUUAUUUGACACUGCCUGAAGUAGGAGAAAGAUGAGGAUUAACACAGACAAAGAGAGAUGUGGGAAGAGAAAAAUACUUUUAGAUGUUCACCUAAAGGCGCAAAAGGAUAAUGAUUAGAUCUGCAGCAAGGAGUGACAAUUCUCUCCCCUUCAGAUUCAAAAUCUUGUGUGAUCCAAGAGAUGCCAGCAAAUGAUUACCAUCAGCACCUGUACAUACAUCACUGUACAUACACCCACUGCACUGUAUUUUUAGACUAGCUGGAUUUGUACUUUCUUUUAGUACACUUUGUUAAAAAUGUUUGUGGUGAUAGAGGAGAUACUUAGAUUGUCAAUGGAAGGCAAACAAAUUGUAUGUGGAAACUCCUUUUUGCCCUUCAUGUUUUCCCCCCCAUUCUCGUCUCUUCCCCUCUCAGACAAUCGAAAAAAAUUUGUUCCACACCGAAAAGAGAAUCAAAAAACAUAUCAGAGAUACCCUUCAACAGAAGCAGAGAAAUAGAUGUUCACUACCAAACAAAUAAUUGAAGACUGCUCCAGAUUCAGAUUUUUUUGUGUGUGUUUUAGUUUUCGCUGUGUGAGUGAAAGUUACCUGUUGUAGACUAAAAGACCAAAGCCCAGAAGAGACCAGUUCUAUAAUCUCUUAGUAGAUGUAUGUGUGUGUAGCUGGCACAGUUUAAGAGGCUGUUAGUGUGGAAGUGCAAACUGACACAGAACAGGGUAUAAAGUAACAGAAGAGUUGAGUGGUACAUUUCCCUGUGUGUUGUUUGACACCUCAGGUUGUUGUCUAGGAAGUUCCUGUUUCAUUACACUUAGACCUGCUGUUGGUCUCCAUGUGUUAGGGAGUGUGAAUGUAUCUGAAAAACAAUGUGUGUCCUUUUUUUUUUCUAAGCAGGAUGAAAAGUCUUUGGUGCACAGCUGAACUUACAGGUCUCAAAGAUUCACAUCUGUAGAGUUUUGCAAGUUCAUGACAAGUUUGCACCAGUUUUAUUUAUCUGUUCUGGAAUCCAAGAAUGUGAUCUCACUGAUGCAUAUCUAUAUGUUAUUGUGUAUCUAUAUUUUAAGGUCCCACAGAUAAUGACAUUUACACACUGGAACUUCUCACCCGUAUUGAAGCUGCACCUCUAUCUCCAGUAUGUGUUUGUAAUGGUAUGGGUGUUUACUCAACCAUCUCUUCAACACAAUGCCAAUCCAAUCUAAUUUUAGUCUGCAUUAUUCAUGGCAGCCAUACGCUCCCUCUCAGACCCAUCUGUUGACUCUGAACCUGAAUCAUGACUGUGAGUUUCUGAAAGAUACUGUGACGUUGUUGGAUUCUGUUUUUGUUUUCUUUUUCUCAAUGGAAAAACUUGUUCAGAAAGUGUUUCGCUUUAUUUGCUAUAAAAAUAAAGAAAUAAUCAAACAAAA